UCGCUCAUUGCAGUUCCUGAUAGUGCGUCGUUGUGUUGUAUAUUUCUGUUCAGGUGAUAUUUUAGUCGCGUUACUUACGACUUUACUGUAAAUGGGUCAAGGGAGGUUAGAGUGAAAGAUGACCAAGCCAAAGGAGAAAAGCCGAGAAAAAAUAAGUGUGGCCAGUGAGAUCGAUCGAGUAGAAGAGCGCAAGACGCGAUGCAACGACCUGCUUGAGAGAGCGGAGUUCAGACGCAGGAAAGAGGAGCUCUCCGACGAGGACAGUAAACUUCUGGAGGAUGAGAUGACACUUAUGACGGAAAGAAUACAGAAAUAUGAUCGCGAACUGGAGAUCCUGAGAGGGGAGAACAGGAGGAACAUGAUGCUCUCUGUCGCUCUGCUGGCCAUCAGCGCACUGUUUUACUACACCUUCAUCUACUGAGGGAAACAUCCAGACAUUCUAUUGCACCUUCAUCUACUGAGGGAAACAUCCAGACAUUCUAUUGCACCUUCAUCUACUGAGGGAAAACAUCCAACCAUUCUACUACACUUUCAUCUACUGAGGGAAAACAUCAGUUGAACAACUACUUACUGUAUAAUUGCAGACUUCUCUCGGCCUUAGAGAGCUCUCCAUUUCCUGAAAGCCAUUUCGUAUGGCCACUCAGAGGACUUCAGAAGACCUCCCAUCCAUUUGGACAGACUCCAUUCUCUUUAGUUUUUUCCUUAGAAGCAUUCGACAUUCCCCUUCUCUGACGUUUCUCUACCAUCUGACUCCCAUUGACCAUAGACUAGUCUGAACAGACCUGCCAAAGACCAGAAGAGAUCUUACAGUAGACAGUAGCACAUACCUUUUUGUGGCCUAUGGUAUUCCCAUACCCAGUCAUUUGUGCCAAAACAUAGAUUCUAUUUUCCAGAAAUAUUGCUGAAAAAUGGUUUGCCUGAACUAUCAAAAAUCCUCUAAUACUGGAGUUUGGACUUACACAGUGACUGAACUGUGUAAUAUUCAGGUUUCCAGAAAACAGAAAUAGUUUGCUUUUUUUUUUUUUUUUUUUAAGCAUGCAGGCACUACAUACAUCAUCUGCCUUCAUUACCUCCGUAGUGUUUCCAUUUAGUUUUUGAUCAGCCGAGGUUCAAGAUGUAUGGGCCAUUUUUGUACUGAUUGUGUUGUACUGAAUGUAUGAGUCUUGUUGUAUCAUUUACUGAAAUAUCAAAAUGUUUCCAAUGAGUACAUAAAUGGGAUAGGUCAAGUUUUAUGAGACAUAUACCACAACAAAA
This is a messenger RNA of Sardina pilchardus (European sardine), 1254 nucleotides long. It is a transcript of the gene ccdc167, whose product is annotated as coiled-coil domain containing 167. Lineage: Eukaryota; Metazoa; Chordata; Actinopteri; Clupeiformes; Clupeidae. The transcript is spliced from 4 exons. The record is from RefSeq and is a predicted model, not a curated record. Bases 119 to 421 code for a protein of 100 amino acids.